ACAAACAAAACUUACGGGGCGGCCACGCCUUCGUCUUCUUCCUUCUACUCCUCACGGUUCUCUCCCUCUCUUCUCUGUCUUUAUCAGCUUCUCAAGUUACUUGUUUCAGUUUCCGAUGCUCGUUUCUUAGUUUUUUUUUCUUCGUUUCUCUUUCAUCAGCAGGCCUUUGGAGAUUGUGUUCUCAUCCUCGUCCGUCGUCAUUACUUACUGGUGUUUUAGGGUUUCAAUAAAAAAAGCUUCUUAAUCCGUCGAAAUGACACUUUUCUCUCCCUCAUUGUCGGUUACUCUCUUUUCCCCCUUCGCAAGUUUUAUGCUUUUCUAGUUUCCAUUGAUGCUCUAGCCUCUAGUUCAAAUUUCAGUUUUUGAUUUCUUCGCUUAGAAAUUUUAAUGUAUGAAAUCUGACUUUUUUUUUAUUUUUUUAAUUGAUGAUCGUUUUCGAUUAAGAGAAAAAAAAAACAAAUCAGUGGCUGGUUAACUUUGAUUUACUCAUGAUUGGUUCUAUUUUGCAGUAAUUGAGUUUUCAUUGUAAUUUUGGUCACUGUUGCUUGUUCUUCUACUUCCUUACGAUACUCUCUCUCUCUCUCUCUCUCUCUCUCUCUCUCUCUGUGCCUUGUGCGUAUCGCUUACUUAAGAUUCUUCACACGUCUCUUAUUUCUCUGACUUUUCUCUUGUAUUGCGUAUAUAUUGCUAUUUGCGAUGAUAUAUUUAGUUUCACAUUGUUUUGGCUACCACUAUAUGCUUGUAAGAAUAGUUUAGCUCCUUUUAUAAAUUAUAUUUGCUGUGGAUCCAAAUUUUGACUUGUGUGAUUGAUUCUUGCUUAAAUAGUUUUUGUUUUUGUUUCAUUUAUGCUAUGUCCUGACUGGUGCAACGGUGUUUGCUGGUUCAAACACACAGAUAAAUGGCUUCAAAGAUUAUUUCUGGCAAGCCGGAUGAUUCUGAGUAUGAAAUCAUUGAAGGUGCGUGUGAGAGCGCUUUAGCAGCCGGGACAAGCCCAUGGGUGGAUUCUUCAACGUUGAAGCUUCGGCAUCGGAUUGGUAGAGGUCCUUUCGGUGAUGUUUGGCUGGCUACUCAUCAUCAGUCAACUGACGACUACGAUGAGCAUCAUGAAGUCGCCGUCAAAAUGCUUCAUCCUAUCAAGGAGUAUCAAAAAAGGGUUGUGGUAGAGUUUGAUGAUCUCUUCUCCAAGUGUCAAGGAAUGGAGAAUGUCUGUCUGCUCCGAGGAGUCUCUACUAUCAGUGGAAAGAUAUGCAUCAUCAUGAAAUUCUAUGAAGGCUCUGUUGGUGACAAGAUGGCUCGGCGUAAAGGAGGAAAGCUUUUACUGCCUGAUAUAUUGAGAUACGGGGUUGAUCUGGCUACAGGGAUUCUGGAGUUGCACUCAAAAGGGUUUCUGAUUCUCAAUCUUAAGCCGUCUAACUUUCUUCUUAGUGAUAACGACAAGGCCAUCCUCGGGGAUGUUGGGAUCCCUUAUCUCCUUCUUAGUAUCUCUUUGCCAAGUCCUGAUAUGGCUGUGAGACUUGGAACUCCAAACUAUAUGGCUCCAGAACAGUGGCAACCAGAAGUAAGAGGUCCCAUGUCCUUUGAGACUGAUUCUUGGGGAUUUGGAUGCAGCAUUGUAGAAAUGCUGACUAGUGUACAACCUUGGUCUGGGAGAUCCGCCGAUGAAAUAUUUGAUUUAGUGGUGAGAAAGCAAGAAAAGCUUAAUAUCCCCAAUGGCAUACCGCCUCCUCUCGAGAACCUACUUCGGGGUUGCUUUAUGUAUGAUCUUCGAAGCCGACCUUCAAUGACUGACAUCUUACACGUCUUGAAGAGCUUGCAGAACUCAGAGGAGGAAGAGAUCUGGAGAGGCAUUGAUAGUACAGAAAUCAGGAAGAGCUCGGCAACUCUUGGUUAUACAGAAUGGUUUCUUUCAAAGGAUCAUCUGCAAGUGGGCGACAAGGUGCGUUCAAGAAAGCCUGCCAGUUCAUUUAAGCAUGAGAACAUGGAUGUGCCAGGAGGAAUGGUGGUUGGUUUAGAACGUGACACCACAGACCCAGAUGGGUUUGCGCUAGUUAAAGUCCAUGGCGUUCAUGACCCGUUAAGGGUUCAUGUAUCUGUUCUUGAACGGGUAACCAACGGAUUAGCUUCUGGAGAUUGGGUGCGUCUGAAGCACGGAAAUAAGAGGCACUCUCCGGUUGGUGUUCUCCAUUCAAUUGACCGUGAGGGAAACGUAGCUGUUGGGUUUAUUGGGUUGCCAACUCUCUGGAAAGGGACUUCAUCGCAGCUUCAGAUGGCUAAUGCAUACCGUGUGGGUCAAUUUGUGAAGCUCAAAGCCAAUGUUGUUAUCCCGAGAUUUAAAUGGAUGCGUAAAAGUAUAGGGAUAUGGGCAACUGGCAGGAUCUCUCAGGUUUUACCUAACGGUUGCCUUGAGGUGGACUUCCCUGGAGUGUUACCUUUUAAAGAGGAACAUGGAAGUUGUCUUGCAGAUCCGGCUGAAGUCGAGAUUGUGAAUUUUAAUACAUGUGAGGGAGUCAUGAAAAAAUAUGAACAUCUGGAGGAUUUUCAUUGGGCUGUGAGACCUUUGCUGAUUGCUAUGGGUCUAUUGACAGCAAUGAAGUUAGGGUUCUUUGUUGGGAAGAAAAUAGGAAGGUCAAAGGAUGGGAAACAACGUGAUGGCUCGAGUGCACAAGGUGACUGUCAGAUUCGGGAUGGUCAGAAAUCUCGCAAAUCUAAAUGGCUUGUGUUUGUUUAGGCCAGUGAUUAGGUUUGUAGCAAACCUGGUCUGGUCUGGUCUGGUCUGGUCUAAAUAUCGCACUGUUCUAGUCCUGGAUACAUGGUUUUACAAUAGUACAUGUACAUAAUAACAUUCUUUUCGUCUUUCAACGUAGUAAAAGACUCUCUUAUUACA
This is a messenger RNA of Camelina sativa (false flax), 2884 nucleotides long. NCBI's taxonomy places the organism in Eukaryota, Viridiplantae, Streptophyta, Magnoliopsida, Brassicales, Brassicaceae. The record is from RefSeq and is a predicted model, not a curated record.